AUGAGUAUGGAGGGGAAGAAAGCAGUCUCAACUCUCAUGCAUCGACUCAUGGAUGAUGGAGCUGCCCUUCACUUUGUUUGGAAGUCCAUAAAACACAUGGGGAAGCAGUCCCUUACUGAAAUGGGCAUCUCUGGCCUCAUAUCAAAACCCAUUGAGUGCAGUGGGAAAGCUGCUUCCAUGUCUCAACAGGAGAGAACCAUCUUUGUUGGCAACUGGCUUUGUCAGAAGGAACAAUGCACAAAUACACAGCUCCAGUUUCUCCAACCCCUCCUCAUCCAAUACAGGGAGCUGUGGACAGCUGAAUGGAGGCUCAGUAUGAGAUCCAAAAUCAAAUGGCUUUUUCUCAAUGACUUCAAGAAGGGAUUUCAGGAGCUUAUGAUUCUCUCUUGUAGUCUCAUGAAUGUGGACAAUCAAUUUGAUCAGUGGCUCUGGGCACCUAUUCAGACAUAA
Molecule: messenger RNA, 450 nt
Organism: Darwinula stevensoni
Lineage: Eukaryota; Metazoa; Arthropoda; Ostracoda; Podocopida; Darwinulidae
Source: the annotation of a GenBank genome assembly